UGUCUACUGCUUUCAUUCCCUGGUAUAUAAAACUUAUUGCUCUUUAUCACCAUAAGUUCAUCAUAUAUCUACUACUUUGUGGCUCUCUGAGUUGUAUAAUCUAUGUGACUCCCUUAGUGUAGGUUAUGUCCUUCCCACAAGUGCAAUGAGGUAGGAUUAUUGGGUGUCUUUUCUUUUUCUUUUUUGAUUGAUGACAACUAUUAGGAAAAAAAACUCAAACAUGGAGAAGCAAAACUAAUGGAACAAGAUAAAGCUAUAUGCUUAAGGGGAUUAGGAGACUGUAUAGGAAUUGUGUUGGAGUGUAUGUUGAAGUAUAUAUCUACUACCACUUGAAAAGACGGAAGACUUCAACAUGUUUUCCAACUUGUCAUUCAAAAACUGCUCUUCAAUAAAGUGGUCAUGUCUUUAGUGUCCUGCUUCAGAAUUUUACUCCGUUGAAGACUUAGUCACAGUCAAACUAUAUACUUCCGUUAAUCAGGUUACUCUAAAAUUAUUAGAUUGAACUUCGUACUAUGCCUUAGCUUCUUAAUGAGGUCUACUCUAAUAUUUUUGUUUGUUCAAAUCUAUCCAAUCCAAAGACCUUAUUCAUGGUAAGCAACAUUAAUUACUAUGUGAUGCAUGACAUGACAUUAAUUUGAUUACUUAAAUCUUACUUGCAUUUGCUAUCAGACAUGGACAAAACUUGGAUGAAAAUGGGCAUGACAACAGAUGGAAGAAUUAGUCAGUUGUAUUAUAAUGGUGUUACUUCGUUUAUUCAAUUUGCAAGAGCGGUUAUUGAUGCACAAGGCUAUAUUCCGUGUCCGUGUCUAAAGUGUGUAAACUUUUACCGGAAAAGUCCAGAAGUUGUGCGAAUUCAUUUGAUUCAACAUGGGAUUAUGCAAAGUUACACUAUCUGGCAUGAGCAUGGAGAACCCCGUGAAUUAGAUGAUGUUCGGCAUCAUGAAAUGAGAGAUGGUGAUCUAGGUGGUAUGGAUGCUUUGGUGGAAGAUCGAAUAAGAGGGGAACCAAUAGAUGCGACCCAACAUGAGGAAGUGCAGAACUUUGAUAAACUUUUGAAUGAUUCCCAGCGCGAGAUAUACCCAGAAAUGUCUAGAGGAGAAAAAGUGUCUACCAAAAAAAAACAAGGAAAAGUAAUGCUCCAGCCUAAUUUUCUAGCAACUCAUUACAAAACACAUUAUGAGAGGAUAAGAGAUGAGAAAGUAAAGAGGAACAAUGAGGUAUUGGAAUCUCUUGGGGUUAUGAAAAUUGCAACAUCUAUGAUGGGAUCAGCUCGGCACCAGUGUGCUAAUGAUAAUGGGAAGCGUGGUAGGGCUGAUCAGGUGGACGACCCUGACUAUAUGCUAUCAAAUGAUGAGGAUGGUCAUGGCUAUAACAGUGAGUCUAAUGACUCUUUCGAGCAAGAGGACAUAGAGACACCACCAGGUGGUCUACCAGCACAAUCACAUACAGAGCCACAAUGUGGUGCAACUCUGAUCUCCGAGAGGGUCACCCGAUCAACACCUCAUCCCAGCAUGGAAAGCCAAGCCUCACUACCUCCCAUUGCUCAGCCACAAAAUGACGUGCUACCUGAGAACAAUGGCGAAAUUAAUAGACCUACCCGUGGACCUACGCGAGGCAUUGAAGCUCAGGGACUCAUUGACAAACAAGGAAAGCUUCCAGUUCCCAUUCCACAACUAUUUCGUGCGCCGGUAGGAAAGCAUGCUGCUCAAUUGGCCUCAAGGAUUGGUGUCGAGGUUCGCACACAUGUGAUAGACGUUGGCGUCCCUAGGUGGAAGGCAGUAGAUGAGAGUGUUAAAGCACCUAUACUUCAGCGCAUAAUGGAUAAGUUUGACUUGCAAGGAGAUCCAAUCGAUGUUGAAAAGGCAGUGGCAACACAAUGUGGACGGAGGUUGAGCAAUCACAACUUCGUUUUGCACAAAAAGUACAAGAAACUUAAAGAAACAAGGGGGGAAGAGUAUGCUAGAAACAACCCACCAGCUGGUGUCAAUCCAGAGCAGUGGACGAGCUUAGUCACUAAGAAGUGAACAGUUCCAAAAUGGCUGGAGCGAUCAGAAAAAAACACCUCAAACAGGUCUUGGUCUAAGACAAAACAUAGAUGUGGAUCAAAGUCACUCCCAGUUAGGGUUGCCGCUGCGAUGCACGAUAAUGGAGGUGUUGUGCCCGCGGUAACAGAGAUGUACAAGGAUACCCACUUCAAUAAGGACACACAAAAAUGGAUCUCUUCAGAAUCCGAAGUUCUCUAUGAUAAGAUGGUACAAAUAGAGACUGAACAUAAUGCGCAGGAAGGUGCAAUCCCGAUUACGCAAGAGGAGCUCUCCGUUAAAGGACUCAAGGCAAAGUCAGGCUAUGUGAAGGGACUUGGCAUUAGGCCUUCCUCCUCUAUUAGGACUGUGAACAGGGAGUAUGUAACACACCUCGAGGGAAAGGUGCAAGAGCAAGCUGAAAAAAUUCAGGAGCAAGCGGAAGGAAUUGAAGCAGCAAACAAUAAGAUAGAGGAACAGGGGAAGACUUUGGCUAGUGUUAUGGCGUUUCUUAAACAACAAGGAUUCACCGGUUAACAACUUGCUGAUUGAAUACACAUAAGGUUUGUAGGGGGGAAGAUGGUAUAUAGACGUUCUUCUAUGAAGACUUUUUGUUUGGAUAUAUGAAGACUCCUUUUUGGGAUGAAGGUCCGAGUCUUCUUUUUUGGAUGUAUGCUUCUAUGAAGACUCCUUUUUGGGAUGAAGGUCCGAGUCUUCUUUUCUGGAUAUAUGCUUCUAUGAAGACUCCUUUUUUGGAUGAAGUUCCGAGUCUUCUUUUUUCAUUUUAAUGAUGCUACAGAACUAUGAUGAACAUAUAUGGUAUGGUCUACCUUUCAUGUUUUUGUCAUGGGAAUAUUGAUGCUUUAGAUCCUAUGGUUGAAUGGACAUUAAUUUGGUAUAGAAUACAUAGUUUUUGUGGUUAAUGGAUAUCUAGUUUGGCACAUGAUUAUAAUGGUUUACAAAGAUGUAUUGGCU
This is a messenger RNA of Rhododendron vialii, 2996 nucleotides long. RefSeq lists its product as uncharacterized. The coding region runs from base 672 to 2024 and encodes 450 amino acids. NCBI's taxonomy places the organism in Eukaryota, Viridiplantae, Streptophyta, Magnoliopsida, Ericales, Ericaceae. The record is from RefSeq and is a predicted model, not a curated record. The transcript has 10 exons.